GCAAAGACCAAGCAGCAAAAACAUCAUAGCACAUUCCUGGGUAGUCCUCAGCUGCCAGCAUCUGAUUAAAACCAUAUCUCUCGCUGUGAGUGGCUAAAUAAUCUGAAGGCGAGAGUACAACUGAAUAUUUAACCGGGCCCUCGCUCCCAGCCAGGCUACCGGCUGCAGUCGUCGGAUCAUGCACGCCGCGGCACGGAUCUAGCCCCAAGCACAGCUGACCACCAUCUCACAAUGUCUACUGAAGCUGAAACCACUACUAUCAGCAGCCAGCCUGAGCAGCAGGCUCUACCGAAAACACAGCCUUCAAAGAAGGAAAAAAAGAAAGGAUCAGAAAAGACAGAUGAAUCUCUCCUGGCUAGAUUCAAAAGUGAUGGUGUAAGAUACAAAGCUAAACUAAUUGGCAUUGAUGAUGUCCCAGAAGCAAGAGGAGACAAAAUGAGUCAGGAUUCAAUGAUGAAGCUGAAGGGAAUGGCAGUGGCAGCCCGUUCCCAGGGUCAGCACAAACAGAAGAUCUGGGUGAACAUCUCCCUCUCUGGUAUCAAGAUAAUAGAUGAGAAAACCGGGGUCAUAGAGCAUGAGCAUCCAGUGAACAAAAUCUCCUUUAUUGCUCGGGAUGUAACAGACAAUCGUGCCUUUGGCUAUAUUUGUGGAGGAGAAGGCCAGCACCAAUUUUUUGCCAUAAAAACAGCACAACAGGCUGAGCCUCUAGUUGUUGAUCUUAAGGACCUCUUCCAGCUAAUAUAUAAUAUGAAGAAAAAAGAGGAGGAAGACAAGAAAAAGAGUGAAGAAGUCAAUAAGACUGAGAAUGGUAGUGAAGCACUACCUGCUGAUCAAGCUGACAAACUGAAACUGGGAGUUGACCAGAUGGACUUGUUUGGGGAUAUGUCCACGCCUCCUGAUGUGAGCAGUCCCACGGAAACUAAAGAGAUUCUGUUAGUGGAUCUAAACUCUGAAAUUGAGACCAAACAGACUUUUACAAAAGAGGAUCUCUUCUUGAAUGGCAUCACAACCUCUCUUCCACAACCAAAGCCACAGCCACCUUUCUUGCCUGAAACUUCUUUUUCUGCCAAUCUCAGCUUCUUUCCCACACCUAAUCCAGACCCUUUCAGUGAUGAUCCUUUCGCACAACCAGACCAAUCUGCACAGCCUUCAUUUGAUUCUCUAAAAUCUGCUGAUCAGAAGAAGGAAAGUCUGAGUACCUUGACACCGGUGGGUAAUGGUGCUUCAAAUGGUGAUAUUGACUACUUUGGUAAACAGUUUGACCAGAUUUCUAAUAGAACUGGCAAACGAGAAGCACUCACAAGCCAGUGGCCAUUUGAGAGUAAGCCGCCUGCAGCAAGAACCCCAAAUGGGGUACCAGAGAGAGAACAGAAUGGCUUUCUUAAAGCCCCAUCAAACCUGUUUGUGGAAGGGUCUUCCAAAGGAGUAUCUCUGCAGAAUGGAGUAAAGCUGGAUUCUGAAAGCAAUAUCCAGCUCAUGUCACAUGAGUCUAUAACAAUUAGCCCACCACCACAAAGUACCAAGCCAGGAAGAGGAAGGAGGUCUGUCAAGACUGCAUCAAGUGACUUGUUUAGUUCAGACUUGUUUGCACCAACUACAGAGAGCCUUGGUUUGACUUCAGUGGCACAGCCAGGAACUGUGCCAACUAGCCCACUGGACCUCUUCAAAACAAGUCCUACCACAGCGCCUCCACUGGCUGGUCUAGGUGGCUUGCCAGUAACUUCAUCCCCAUGGAGUGCACAGACCUCUGCCUUCACUCAGGCUGCAUCAGUCUUUCCUGGAUCUAUGAUGCCUGCUCAGCCUACAGGAUUUACUCAACCACUUGCCUUUGGUACUCAAGCAGUGUCAAGCUGGAACCAGCCAGCAUCUUUUGGUCCAGCACCCUCUCAGUCCCCUGGUCUGUGGGCACAGCCAGCACAAGUUCCAUCUACUUCAUGGGCACAGCCAGCUGGUGCUGUAAAUCCCUUCCAGAGUAGCGUAUUCCCACCUUCAACACUACCUGCUCAGACACCAUCUGUACUGCCUUCCAUGUCAACAACUACUAGCCCGCCUCAGCCACCACCUAGAACUGCACCUCAGAAGGAGCUAUCCAAGAAAGAGAGUGAUGCCUUUAUUGCUCUGGAUCCACUUGGUGAUAGAGAGAUGAAGGAUGUCAAGGAAAUGUUCAAAGACUUCCAGCUGACAAAGCCACCUGCAGUACCAGCAAGGAGAGGAGAGCAGCAAAGCCUUUCAGAACCUCCAAAGCCUGUUCCCCGACAGAGCGCUCUGCCAGCUGAUGGCCUGUUUGAAAGUCAACCUAAAACGGACGUUUUCAGCACCUCCUCUGAAUCUCAGAAACCGCCUUCCGGUCCAUUUGGUGAUCCUUUUGGCAACCCAUUUGCAUAGAUCAGGCAUAACCAGAAAAGGACAAAUGGAUUAACUGGACCUCUUCUCAACAUGACUUUUCUACUUGUUUCAUUUUGCUGUCUGCCACUCUUGCUGCUGUUCCACAAUGUCUGUAAUCUAAAACAUGUCCAGGUGAAUUGAAACAUGAACCCUCAAAGAACAUGCUGUGAAGGUGAUUCAGGGCAAAACAAGUGGGAAGUUGGACUCAUGCCAGACAUCCCAGUUCAAAUUGGUGAAUGGUAAUUUUACUUUAGUCUUGGCAGUCUUCCAUGGAAGAGCUUAGCAACACUAAGUCAUGCUGUCUUGUAAAUCUGGUCACCUCAAUUCCUAUUUCUGUAGCACUUACUGUCCUAUAAUAUAGGAACUGAAUGUACCUGGGGAAGAAAUGCUGCCCUCACAUGAGGGAACUGAAUUAGUAGCUAAAAUUCCACAUCUUAAACAACUAGGUCAGUUGCAUGUUACCACAACAGCAGCCAGUUGUAAAGUUAGGUGGACACUACUCACUUCUAAUUGGUGACUGGACAUAUGACUUGGUCUCUGAGCUGCAAGGAGGUUAGAAUGUAUGGUAGGAAAAAAUCCAAUACUUGCCUAUUCACCAAAUAGUAAAACUAGCACUCCACCGUAAGUGUAUAAUAAAGGGACUAUAACCAUGGGGCUGUGGAACUCUGAGCAAACUUGGUCUGUAACAGAACUCCUAGGGUCCCAGGGUACUGGAGGUCUAUGCUAUAGAGUCAGAUAAGCUGAAGCACUUCCUGCAGAGCAGCCAGGUCGUCAUGGACACUAAAUACUGUCUUGGUGCUAAUAUGGCAUUAUUUUUCAGGGAGGGAAAUCUACUUGGAUACUUUUUUUGUUGGUUGGUUUGCUUUUUUUGUCUUGAGGUGGCUUGGCAGAUAAAUGGAACAAGCAGAUAGGCUUCUUGCUUGUACUUCAGUGAAUGUCCCUGAUGUUGCUCACUUUGAGUUGUCACACAAUGUAGUGUGGCAUGUUUCCAAUAUGUUAGAAAACAAUCAUGGCUUCACUCCAUGCCUAGAUUCCUUGUGAAUAGAUAAACCCCCUCUGUGCCAUUAAUGUGAGGUAGUCCUCCAUCUCUUUGAAAACAGUGCCUUUUCUAAUGAACCUUUUCACUAACAGACCUUAAAUCAGUUGUUUUAUAACUGACUGUAACAGCUACUUUCUUGGCCAGUGGUGAUGGCUGAUGUGUGAGUCUUUCUGUUCAUACUAAGUAUAAACUUGAAACAGUAUUGUUAAAUGCCUGAGCAGCUGCUGAACUGGAGAGCUAUAAAAAUCAACUUGAAGAUAGCCUUAGUACCCAAUUCAGCCAGUCAUACAAUUUGUCUUGUAUAUAAACCUUCUUUGCACUUUCUGUAAUGCAAAAAAGCUAAGAAUUAUUUGUCCCAACUGGAAAUGCAGAAACUUAUGGAUGUUACACUGUUAUAAACUGUAGUAUCUCAAGUGAUGUUACUUUAAUGACAUUAAAAAGAAGCAACUCUUCAUAGCAAACGAA
This is a messenger RNA of Struthio camelus australis, 3889 nucleotides long. RefSeq names its product DAB adaptor protein 2. NCBI's taxonomy places the organism in Eukaryota, Metazoa, Chordata, Aves, Struthioniformes, Struthionidae. Gene Ontology annotation, cellular component: cytoplasm; plasma membrane. The record is from RefSeq and is a predicted model, not a curated record. Gene Ontology annotation, biological process: negative regulation of canonical Wnt signaling pathway; receptor-mediated endocytosis; positive regulation of endocytosis.